Molecule: messenger RNA, 738 nt
Organism: Castor canadensis (American beaver)
Lineage: Eukaryota; Metazoa; Chordata; Mammalia; Rodentia; Castoridae
Source: RefSeq, a predicted model, not a curated record
GAGAAUCUCUCCAGAUGUCUUCCAGUAAUGACCAGGUUUUUAUCACAAUGUCACAAAGAAACACCAAUGGCCUUCCUGGAAUGACCUCCAGUGACAUGAAGACAAUUACUGACGGGGCUGUGUUAAGUUUUCAUAACAUCAGCUAUCAAGUAAAAGUGAAGAGUGGCUUUCUCUGUGGUCGGAAAACAGUUCAGAAAGAAAUACUAUCAAAUAUCAAUGGGAUCAUGAAGCCUGGGCUCAAUGCCAUUCUGGGACCCACAGGUGGAGGCAAAUCUUCGUUGUUAGAUGUCUUAGCUGCAAGGAAAGAUCCACAUGGAUUGUCUGGAGAUGUCUUGAUAAAUGGAGCACCUCGACCUGCCAAUUUCAAAUGUAAUUCAGGUUAUGUAGUACAAGAUGAUGUCGUGAUGGGAACUCUAACAGUGAGAGAAAAUUUACAGUUCUCAGCAGCUCUUCGGCUUCCAACAACAAUGACGAAUGAUGAAAAAAAUGAACGAAUUAACCUGGUCAUUAAGGAGUUAGGUCUGGAUGCAGUGGCAGAUUCCAAGGUAAUGUGAAAAAAAAACCUAAUAGAAUCAUAUCCAGAAAAAAGGGACCUCCAGACCUCUUCUGUGUGGAUAUCAUGACCUUGAACAGAAGUUUUCCAUAACAUAUAUGAAGAAAGUGAGUGCUCUUGGUAAAGAGAAAACUGAACAGUUUCUUUAUAGAAAGGGGGAAGUUCAGCGGAGACACUGAACGAUG